Molecule: messenger RNA, 576 nt
Organism: Acanthosepion pharaonis
Lineage: Eukaryota; Metazoa; Mollusca; Cephalopoda; Sepiida; Sepiidae
Source: the annotation of a GenBank genome assembly
AUGGCAUCGUUUAUGAGAUGUUAUGGAUCUUUUCGGUCUGUUGUUGGAGGACUUUUGCAAACUAAUAAUAAGUUCCCAUCUUUAGCCCAAAAGUUGAGCACCAGUCAAAUCAAGUGUCAACAGGAAUUGCCGGAAGAGGACACACCAGAGGAAACAACAACUAAAACCUCGCAGCGGAUCAAUAUUGUAUCGCCUGAGACAAGUAUCAGAUAUAUGAACAGUGAAGCAUACAAAUUAGCUUAUGGUGACAAACUUGUAUGGGAAUUAUACAGAAGAAACUUUAAGGGACAGUAUCCACCUCCAACGAGGAAGACCUGCAUUAGGGCAGGUCAGAUAUCAACAGGUAAUCCUUGUCCCAUUUGUAGGGAUGAAUAUUUGGUGUUGCAUCAUACUAACAUUAAACUUUUGGAGCAAUUCAUCAGUCCAUAUUCAGAAGAAAUUCUUCCUUCAAUCAAAACUGGAAUUUGCAAAAAACAAUACAAGAAACUUUUAGUGGAAGUGGCCAUUGCCAGAGAUUAUGGUUUCCUUGAAGAAACAGUGCCAUUCCGAAAAUACACAAGAAGCGAUCAUGAAUAA